This is a messenger RNA of Aricia agestis (brown argus), 1752 nucleotides long. RefSeq names its product glycerol-3-phosphate dehydrogenase [NAD(+)], cytoplasmic (gene Gpdh1). The record is from RefSeq and is a predicted model, not a curated record. Gene Ontology annotation, cellular component: cytosol; glycerol-3-phosphate dehydrogenase (FAD) complex. The transcript has 9 exons. Bases 276 to 1346 code for a protein of 356 amino acids. Gene Ontology annotation, biological process: glycerol-3-phosphate catabolic process; carbohydrate metabolic process. Lineage: Eukaryota; Metazoa; Arthropoda; Insecta; Lepidoptera; Lycaenidae. Gene Ontology annotation, molecular function: glycerol-3-phosphate dehydrogenase [NAD(P)+] activity; protein homodimerization activity; NAD binding.
GACCGAAGUGCAUUGUGCAAAAGCCAAAAAGGCAGAGCAUUGAGCAAGCAGUCAUUAGGGUGAUAAAAUAUGUUAUCAUCGUAGAUAAAUAAAGGAGAUAAAGUUAUUGAGACGGUCACGGUUAGACAGGGAAUUCUAUUGUAUCUGGACGCGCGUGGUGGACGUCGCGUCGGUAGUGCAUUUGUGAUCAUAAUAUUUACAAAUUAUCAAGCGCAGUUUUGUACAAAAUAAUUGUAAGGUUCCUCUAGUUUUAUUUGUGACUGUGAUUUCUUACGAUGGCAGAAAACCAAGUUAAAAAUCGAGUUUGUAUUGUGGGGUCUGGAAACUGGGGCUCUGCUAUUGCUAAAAUAGUAGGACGCAAUGCGGCUCGUCUCCCCAACUUCGAAGACAGAGUUACCAUGUGGGUAUUUGAAGAGAUGAUAGAUGGCAAAAAAUUAACAGAGAUCAUAAAUGAAACCCACGAGAAUGUUAAAUAUUUACCGGGCCACAAACUGCCACCCAAUGUUGUUGCUGUGCCCGACCUUGUGGAAGCGGCAAAGGAUGCAGAUGUGUUGAUCUUUGUGGUGCCUCAUCAAUUUGUGCGCAAAAUCUGCUCAACUCUUCUGGGCCAAAUAAAACCAACAGCAUCUGCUUUGUCACUUAUAAAGGGUUUUGAUAUUGCUGAGGGAGGUGGCAUUGACCUCAUCUCCCACAUCAUUACAAGAUGCCUCAAAAUUCCCUGUGCUGUGUUAAUGGGUGCUAACAUUGCUUCUGAGGUAGCGGAGGAGAAGUUCUGUGAGACUACAAUCGGGUGCCGCGACGUGACGCUGGCGCCGGUGCUGCGCGACAUCAUACAGACGGAGUACUUCAGGGUCGUGGUCGUCGACGAUGAAGAUGCCGUCGAGAUCUGUGGUGCUUUGAAGAACAUAGUGGCGGUGGGCGCUGGCUUCGUGGACGGCUUGGGUUUCGGCGACAACACGAAGGCGGCAGUGAUCAGGCUGGGUCUGAUGGAGAUGAUCAAGUUCGUGGACGUGUUCUACCCCGGCAGCAAGCUCAGCACGUUCUUCGAGAGCUGCGGAGUCGCUGAUCUCAUCACCACCUGCUAUGGCGGUAGGAACCGGCGAGUGGCCGAGGCGUUUGUGAAGACUGGCCGCUCCAUCAAGGAGUUGGAGGAUGAGAUGCUGAACGGACAGAAACUGCAGGGGCCCAUCACCGCCGACGAGGUCAACCACAUGCUGGCUAACAAGAAUAUGGAGAACAAAUUCCCGUUGUUCACGGCGGUGUAUAAGAUCUGCCGGGGCGACCUCAAGCCCAGCGAGUUCAUCAACUGCAUCCGCUCCCAUCCCGAACACAUGGUCAAAAACUAACUGCGGCACUUGGGAGCACAUUACUUUUAAGACAUGACAUUUAGUGUAUCAUUACUUUUAUUCCUUAUUAUAUUAUCUAUGUAUAUAUUCAUUAUUAUAACUAUGUUGAUUCAUAAUAACUAGCUAUGUAGUAUUUAUGAUAUUGUUAUAGCAUUCUUUUUACUAUCAUUAUUUUAUCUAUUUAUUUAUUUCUGAUUUGAUUUUGUGCUGUGAUUGUUGUAAGUGAAACAGUAAUCAGUAUAAAGUAAUUUAGCUUUCAACCUUUUAAACUUAAGACGGAAAAGUUAUCUAGUGAGACGUCAUGCGUAUUUCUAUUUUGAUUUGUCGCUUUUUGUCCUUACAAAACGAAUAGGAAACCUUCAAUUCUCUUAGACGAAUAAAAAUGAAAAUAAAACGUAAAAAUCUA